Messenger RNA from Acanthoscelides obtectus, 357 nucleotides. NCBI's taxonomy places the organism in Eukaryota, Metazoa, Arthropoda, Insecta, Coleoptera, Chrysomelidae. The record is from the annotation of a GenBank genome assembly.
CAGACGCAGGAGCACGCCGUUUGUUUUUCGUACUGGCGCUAUAAGCAAGCCUACUUUUCCUGGUGACCCCACGCAAGCUACAUUAACAUUUUCUCGAUUUUUGUAAUCAAGUUCAGAAUGCCAAGAAAACGAGCUCAUAACAAACGGAAUGUCCAUCAGAGGUGGUGCCAAACAUUACAACAUUCCUCGCUCAACACUAGGUCUUCAUCAUAGAUCGGAAAAUCCCGUAAGAAAACUUGGAAGGUCGACAACAUUAUCUGCAGCACGUGGUAAGAAUUCACAGAUUAGCUGAGGUAGGAAUGCAAGCAAAAUUUUAAUGAAAAGUGUUUUUUCUUUUGCUACAAAAAAUGACAUACC